Molecule: messenger RNA, 2426 nt
Organism: Mauremys mutica (yellowpond turtle)
Lineage: Eukaryota; Metazoa; Chordata; Testudines; Geoemydidae
Exons: 5
Coding region: 49-2325 (758 amino acids)
Source: RefSeq, a predicted model, not a curated record
AGUGUAGCAUCUCCACCCCCAGUGUGCGUCCAGACCGUCCUUCCCAGCAUGUUUGACGCUGGAGUGGGGAUCCUGCAGAGCUGGUUCUGUGCCUGCUGGCACAGCUCCUGGGUGUUAUACACCUGCGUCCUUCUGGUCCUGUUCAUCUGGGUGGCCAUGGCGACUCAGCACAGCUUCUCCUGGAGAAGCAGGAUGGCUCUUCGGAGGAAGAGGACACACCGAAAGAAAAAGCAGAAACCAAAAGCUUUUGGGUGCUGUGAGGAAGAGCUGGAGGAGGCUGGUGCAUCCCUAGAGACAUGCUGCCCUGUGCACCCGAAGAAGCUCCGCUUGGCUCAGCGCCUCAGGCUGGUUGAGAGGAAUCUACAGUACGUGGCCAGACACCUGAUACCGCCGAGUGUGUCGACAGCUGCCACGGGCCAGUUCUCCUACUCCUCUAGGGAAUCCACCACCUCUGCCCUCUGGAGUCCCAGCUCCUUUUCCCUGAGAAAAGCCGCCAUGAUUCAAUCAGAGCCCCUCUGCCACACGGGGGAGAUCAUGCCUGUCGGGGGCUGGGAAGGAUCCGCUCAUCCCAUCCAAGCCCAGCCUCUCCCCAGGCCUCCUGCCCACAGCAGACGGGACCGGCGAGAGCAGACCAUGGGUCUGGACCAGACGUCAAUCCGUGGCUUAGACUUCAACAUCCGCCAGAAGCAUCUGCAGAGUCAACUGGGGGCUCCUACCCCAUACACAGAGUCACUGGCCAAGAUGAUCCCUAACGUCCCUGCUCUGCGCCCACCGGACAGAGACCCCAGGGUGAAGUUCAACAUGAGCAGGGUCCCUUUCCUAAGCUGUGAAGUCCUGGAGGAACUGGACUCUACAAAGAGACUCCAGCAUGAGCAGGGCUUACCCCUCACCCCCCAGAAACCCCACACAGCUCUUCUGCCUCCAGCUCCACAAACCCCCAUCCCGGGGGAGCCAUUGCUGGGUGAGCGGGACACCAAGCAGCAAUUGAUAUUAGACACAGAUCGGCCCAAGUGUGGAUUUCCAGCAAAGGUCCCGGAGCCCCUCAGAUCCAACACCAGCCCUCAGCGUGCACAGGCGAUCCAGGAGCCAUGUGUCUACCCCUCUGGACCUCUGCCUCAAAAAGCCCACAGGAUCAUGGCAUCCCCUGAUGCCAUGCUGGCCAGGCCUGUGCCCACGGUGGUGGUCAAGCUGCAGGAACACAUUGCUCAGAAAUGCUCAGAGAUCCAAAUGGAGGCGUUCCCAAAGAUGGUGAGAGAGUCGCACAGAGAUGCUCCCCUCGUGAGAGAGACGGCAAUAGCAGAGAAGACGCUCACAGCCACACUCCACCUCUAUAGGAGCGAGUUGAGAAAGCCCCUUACCAGUGUGAGCGGCACCAAAGGGACUGAAGAGAAGCUGGAGCUGCACAUGGAGAGGAAGGUUCUCUUGGGAGAAGGCUCUUGUCUGGGGCCAGGGGCACAGGCAGGUGAGGGCAGGGCAGAUCAUCCCAGGACCCAAAGCCACCAGGUUGCCCCAGAGGCCCCAGGCUCUGAGCAGCUAACAAGAUCCACCCUUGACUCUCUCAUUGCUGGGCAGGCUGCACACAACCUGCAGCUGAAGCACCUGAUGGAAAUGUUGAGCAACUCCCGCCCCUUGGCGGGCCAGGUCUCAGUCUGCCAGCAGUGCCGUAAGACAUAUCCAGGAAAGAUGAAGGGUAAGAAAACUCAGGAGGAGACAUCUGCUGAGCUGCAUGGUCUUCGAGACGACAUGGAACCACAUGGGCUCGAUGGAACUGUGAAUUCGAAGCUCUUCAGGGAUCAGCUGCCAAUUAGUGUCUGCAAGAAGUGCAGUAAGCUUCGACGGAAGAGACCAGCUGGCUCUGCAGGUGCUGACUUGCCCGGAAGAUCCCAUGGAAUCCCACAGCGAUGGACUCCAGGAGACUCUUCAGCAUCAUCCAACCACAAAAAGAUGCCAGUGGUGUGGCUCCUUCCAGCACACAGGAGAAAGACGCAGGAUGGAAUGGGGAAAACGGCUCCCAGUAAGCAACCAAAGAUGGUGUCCAUUGCUACAAGUACAACAGGGCUUUCGCAAGCUGGGGAGAAAACAACUGGGAGUCCUGACGGUUCUCCCCCAAAGUCACCAAAGGCCUCUAGAGCUAGGACAUCAUCCCCUUCAAGAAGCAAAGUUACAAUUCUCAAACGGAUGUUAAUGUGCCUCAAGAAAACCUGCAAUAAGCUUCAGAACAAACUGAAGUCCCAAAUGUCCAAGGACUCUGAUUCAAGAACACCUGAUGCUAAAUUUACAAAGCCACCCCUUGGGAAGGCAAGGGCCUCCAAGGGUGUCUGGUAGUAGUAUAAGGGCCCUACCAUCAAUAAAACACUAACCCCUCCCCUUGACCCCUCAAAACCCGCUCCUUGACCCCUUAAGCCCCAACCACCUGUCACUGGAAG